UCUAAACCUGGAACAGCCGCAGCCCUUCACACUGGCUUCCUCGAAACAAUUUACAGAGUUACCAGGAAAAACUCAGUUGCAUAAGACAGGCUCCAGAUAAUUGCUGCAAGUGUUAAUAAACCUGUUGCUGGGAGAGAGCACGGAGCUUUACGCACGGAUACAGCAUUUCAUGCGUCUUUUGACCAUUUUUUUUACUUCUUCGCUGAACUGCUGCGAAGCAACAAGUUGAGAUGUUCCCUCUGCCGAUGUUCACACCGGACCAGGUGGCUCGGGUGUGCGAGAACCUGGAGGAGACCGGGGAUAUUGAGCGCCUCGGUCGGUUCCUCUGGUCCUUGCCCGCCGCUGUCCCUGGCUCCGCCGGGGAAGCGCUCAACCGACACGAGUCCAUAAUGCGAGCGAGAGCACUGGUCGCAUUUCACGGGGGGAACUUUGAGGCUCUUUACCAAAUCCUCCAGAGCCACCGUUUUACGCGCGAGUCUCACGCCAAACUGCAAGACCUGUGGCUGGACGCGCACUACCGAGAGGCGGAGAGGCUCCGAGGGAGACCUCUGGGCCCAGUGGAGAAGUACCGAAUCCGCAAGAAGUUUCCACUGCCCCGCACCAUCUGGGACGGCGAGCAGAAGACGCACUGCUUUAAGGAAAGAACUCGCAGUUUGCUACGAGAGUGGUAUCUCCAAGAUCCGUAUCCCAACCCGUCCAGGAAACGCCACCUGGCCCAGGCCACGGGACUCACACCUACGCAAGUCGGUAACUGGUUCAAGAACCGCCGGCAAAGAGACAGAGCAGCUUCAGCAAAGAACAGGCUGCAGCAGGAUCCUUCCCUCCUGCCUUCUGAAACCUCUCCUGAUGGCUCCCUCCAGGAACGCCACCAUCACCCCCACCUGCUGCCCGCCUCCCCUCGCCACCUGGGCAGCCCCGAGGCCAGCGACUGCAGCACAGAGCCCGAGCGCAGGGGAACGGGAGCCUCCACCCCAGAGAUCUCCGUCAGCAGCGACAGCGAGUUUGAGUCUUGAGAUGAUGGACUCCUUUCACAGAUGGACAGACUCUUAAAAGUAUCUGUGUUCAGACCCAGACAUACUUAUAAAGACACUUUCAAUGUGGCUGUGGACACAUCAGGAGUGUUCUCAGUGGGAGGAGGGCAAGGAUGAGGCCACUUGUUGUGGAUGUGAGUGGACAAAGUAAAGAUAUGCACUUAAAAAAAGCACCAUGGCACAUGACCCUGACUGUUAUGUAUUAGUUUUUUGUGACUCAGUGGUGAAAAAAGUUAAACAUCUAUUUGAGAUAAAAAAAAAAAAAACAACAACAAAAAAACAGUUGAGUUUUAAACUCUCAGGUAAAGUAUUUGUAGAAAUCAUGUCUGUGGUCUUUAGAAGAUGUGACUAUUAAUAUUUUAAAGUUAAAUACUAUUUUGGUAGAGAUCAUUUUCUCAGUUUUGAAUGGAAGCUACAUACAUUUGUCUGGGAAUUGUGAAGACAAAAUGAACAAGGCCUUGUGUAGGCUGUUACCGUAUGUGACUAUGUUACCAUGCACAUUGUUUAAUUUGAUUAUCUUCAGAUUAGGGCCAUACACAAACAGUGGAAAUGCCCUUGAAUUGGUAGCAUAGUACUCAUUGUUAUCAUUUUAGCAGUGAGGAAAAAUUACACUCCAAAAAUGUCCACUUACCAACUGUGGUGCAUUUACUGAUGAUAAAGUUGAAACAAAUAAAUUCAAAUUAAAAACAGCGAGCAUAACUGUCCAAAAUCUGUCUUGCAGUGCUGGAAUGUGCAUGUUAUCAUAGGGACGUACCAAAUUCAACACAUUUCACUGCCUUAAAAAGGAACUAAGGGCAUCACUGUUUUGCAAUGCAAUAACAAGCAACACAUUCAGAGAGACUUAACUGUAGCUCAUGAGCCACGCACACGUGCUGCUUAAAACACAAACCAUUUUGUUGGGGGCUGUUUCAACUGUUCGCUUCUCUUGUGGUUACUGCUGGUCUGCUGAAAAUGCUCCUGAGCUGCUCUGAUGAUGAUGAUGAUGAUGAAUCCCUGCAGGAGCUGACGCAGAGGUGAAAGAGAGAGUAAAACACGCUCAUCGGUCUUAACUCAAUGUGCCUAUUACAUCUGAGAACAGUGAGACCUAAUCAGACAUGAGACUGUCCUCAUGACGACACACUCAAAAGGCUUACUGUUUGCUGUCUUUCUUACAACCAUCAUUUCUCAUAACGUAUUUCUGUGUUUCAAUGAUAAAUGUGCAUUUUGUAAUGUUUUGUGUAAAUAAAUGAACCUAUUUUUAUCCAAAGUGA
Molecule: messenger RNA, 2281 nt
Organism: Archocentrus centrarchus (flier cichlid)
Lineage: Eukaryota; Metazoa; Chordata; Actinopteri; Cichliformes; Cichlidae
Gene: six7
Product: SIX homeobox 7
Exons: 3
Coding region: 231-1013 (260 amino acids)
Biological process (GO): eye development; regulation of transcription by RNA polymerase II
Cellular component (GO): transcription regulator complex; nucleus
Molecular function (GO): RNA polymerase II cis-regulatory region sequence-specific DNA binding; DNA-binding transcription factor activity, RNA polymerase II-specific
Source: RefSeq, a predicted model, not a curated record